UCCGUGCUGGUACGGUAGACGCGUGAAUGUUGAGACCUUGGUUUCUGUUGUGUCCGUGCGUAUCUUCUUUUGACCUCCGUCCCUGCAAUCAGAAAUUUGGACUUGAAACUCCUCAUUUGAAGAUAUACACACACACACAUAUAUAUAGUAAGUGAGUUGCCUUGGUGAUGAAAAAUCUCUGUGUGAAGGUGCAUCAAUUGUCAAAAUCUAGCAGAUAUAUCAGCCUAAUACAGAGAUGGCUUAUGACCCAAAGCAGGAUUCCUGUACAAUAUGCUUCAUUUUCAGAAGUUCAGCAGCUCCCUGAAAAACAGUUUAGUGCCAUAACUUUUCCUCUCCAAGAUCUGGCAAGAUUCUUGUCUCCUAAUGUGGACACAUCAUCCUUCUACAUUUUCCGACCUAACAAGAAUGACGUCCAGAGAGCAGAGAUAUUUUUCAUUCCGUCACAUCAACAUAUUAUUGAUUAUUCCACUUCUGCUGUCCGGAUGGAUCAUGCCCCACAAAUGUCUGAACCUGAGGUUUGCUUUUUAGGAAGAAGCAAUGUUGGGAAAUCAUCUUUAAUAAAAGCAUUGUUUUCAUUGGCACCUGAUGUUGAAGUCAGAAUUUCCAAACAUCCCGGCCACACAAAGAAAAUGAAUUUUUUCAAAGUGGGAAAACUCUUCACUUUGGUGGAUAUGCCAGGCUACGGGUUUAAUGCACCCAAAGAUUUUGCAGAGAUGGUGGAGCCUUAUUUAACUCAACGCACAAAUUUGAAGCGUACAUUCUUAUUAGUAGAUGCUAAAGAAGGAAUUCAGGAAAUGGACAACAUUGCUCUAGAAAUGUUAGAAGAAUUUGGGAUUCCUUAUGUUCUUGUAUUAACCAAAAUUGACAAAGCAUCAAAAUCAGCGAUGGCAAAAACGGUUAUACAGAUUCAGGACUUCGUACAGAAAAAUGCUCACACAUGUUUUCCUCAACUUUUUCCUAUCAGUUCUUUGAAUUAUACUGGAAUCCAUGUAUUAAGAUGUUUCAUAGCUCAUGUUACUGGAAAUCUUCCAUUAUCCACUGAAUAAAGCAUUAUACUUGGAAGCA
Messenger RNA from Crotalus tigris (Tiger rattlesnake), 1065 nucleotides. RefSeq names its product GTP binding protein 8 (putative) (gene GTPBP8). The transcript has 7 exons. NCBI's taxonomy places the organism in Eukaryota, Metazoa, Chordata, Lepidosauria, Squamata, Viperidae. Gene Ontology annotation, molecular function: GTP binding. The record is from RefSeq and is a predicted model, not a curated record. Gene Ontology annotation, cellular component: mitochondrion. The coding region runs from base 168 to 1046 and encodes 292 amino acids.